Messenger RNA from Thalassophryne amazonica, 4048 nucleotides. RefSeq names its product FERM, ARHGEF and pleckstrin domain-containing protein 1-like. The record is from RefSeq and is a predicted model, not a curated record. Gene Ontology annotation, molecular function: cytoskeletal protein binding; guanyl-nucleotide exchange factor activity. The coding region runs from base 299 to 3412 and encodes 1037 amino acids. The transcript has 28 exons. Lineage: Eukaryota; Metazoa; Chordata; Actinopteri; Batrachoidiformes; Batrachoididae. Gene Ontology annotation, cellular component: cytoskeleton.
CUGAGCGUCAGCGCUGCAGGCGGUGCGCUGCUCUUCAUUGUUCCCGCAGACGCUUUCCCACAUUUGUUCCAUGGCUUCUACACGAAAACUACGUCUCAGCUGUGAGGGAGAGGUUUAUCUGCGAAGGGAAGGACAAAAGUGAAACUGAGCCUCGGCACUUUGAGGAAUAUUACCGUCCGUGUUUGGAAAUACAAGCUCCUACUGACCGACCGUCUGUCUGUGGAUCCAGAGAUAUCAAGCGGGGACAUAAGCCGAGGUCCCAGAAGGUAGAGAGGUCCAUACUUCAGCCUCAAUUACAAUGGUCGAACCUGCCGACAGUCCCUCUGCUGCAGCAGGCCAGAGGUUGGGUGCUCCCGAAAGUUUUGGGGUGUCCACCUUGGAGCCAGGUUUGCGCCCUCCUGCCCAGCCUCCAGGGCGACAAGUCUCCAUCAGGGUACAGAUGCUUGAUGAUACACAAGAAGUCUUCCAAGUUUCACCGCGAUCCCCGGGCAAAGUGCUGUUUGACCUGGUUUGCGUCCAUCUCAACCUGGUAGAGGGUGACUACUUUGGACUAGAGUACCAGGACCAGCGCAAAAUGACAGUCUGGCUGGAUUUGCUGAAGCCGACUUUAAAGCAGAUCAGACGGCCUAAAAACACCAUCCUUCGUUUUGUGGUGAAGUUCUUCCCUCCUGACCACACACAGCUCAUGGAGGAACUGACUCGGUAUCUGUUUGCCCUUCAGAUUAAACACGACCUGGCCUGUGGGCAUCUCAUCUGUAACGACACAAGCGCUGCUCUUAUGGUUUCCCACAUUAUUCAAUCGGAGAUCGGUGACUUUGAUGAAACCCAGAGCUGGCAGCAUCUCCUCCAUAAUAAAUACCUACCGGACCAAGAUGCCAUCAGGGACAAGAUCAUUGAUUGUCACCGUAAACAUGUUGGGCAUACACCAGCAGAGUCUGACUACCAGCUGCUGGAAAUCGCCCGGCGGUUGGAGAUGUACGGUGUUCGUCUACACCCAGCCAAGGACAGAGAGGGGACUAAACUCAGCCUGGCUGUGGCACACACUGGGGUGCUGGUUUUUCAGGGCUACACAAAAAUCAAUGCCUUCAACUGGUCCAAGAUUCGUAAACUUAGCUUCAAACGCAAAAGAUUUCUAAUCAAGCUGAGAGCAGAUCCCACUCAGAACACCCACCACGACAUGCUGGAGUUUGCUAUGGCCAGCAGGGACUGUUGUAAGGUCUUCUGGAAGAUCUGUGUAGAAUACCACGCCUUCUUCAGACUCUUUGAGGAGCCAAAGCCCAAACCCAAGCCCAUCCUCUUCACCAGAGGUUCCUCAUUUCGAUUCAGCGGUCGAACCCAGAAGCAGAUCAUCGAUUAUGUGAAAGACUCUGAAUUUAAGAAGAUCCCAUUUGAAAGGAAACACAGCAAGAUUCUGUCCAUUAGCAGCAUGUCUCCUCAGUCUUCUUCCUUCCAAUCACAAGUGCCAAAGGAGAGUGCCAUGUCUGUCUUAACGGCAGACAAGCCUGACUCAGCCAAACUGAACCAUCCAGUGGACCCUAAUGGUUCUGAAGCACUGCCAGUGGCCAUAUCCCCUUCCAAUGGUUUCCACGAUAGAAUUGCAUCACCUGGUACAGAUCCAGCUCAGUCCAGACAGACUCGCCAUGGUACUGGAUCAGAACCAGACCAGCAUCUCCUCAAUCCAGGAGGUCCAGCUUUGGAGGAUUCCCCUUUAGGAAGUCCUCUGUUAAUAGUUAAUGGCAGCGGCUCUCUUAACGGGCUGGAGACGGGCAGCGCUGGUAUGCCGGGUACAAGUCCUGAUGGACGGCAGCUCUCGCCCUUGACCAGCCCGCUGCUCGCCGACGCAGGUUAUUUACGCAAUGAUGAAGAUGAUGAGGCGAGGAGAAAGAAGUUUCCCACAGACAAAGCUUACUUUAUCGCCAAGGAACUGUUGACUACGGAGCGGACCUACCUCAAAGACUUGCAGGUCAUUGCAGAGUCGUUUCAGAGUUUUGUUGGAAAAGGCGAGGACUUUCCAGACUCAGUCAAGAGCCUGAUCUCUGCCAACUACGAUCCAGUCUACAAGUUCCACCAGGCUUUUCUGAGGGAGGUGGACCAGAGACUGGCACAGUGGGAGGGUCGUUCCAACGCUCAUAUCAAAGGAGACUAUCAACGAAUUGGUGACAUUCUCUUAAAGAACAUUCAGGGUUUGAGGCAGUUAACUGUGCAUCUGCAGAAACAUUCAGAAUGUCUGGUGGAACUGGAACAAGCGUGCAGGUCCAGUCGGAAGGUGGAUGCUCUGUGUCGGGACUUUGAGCAGCAGAAGGUUUGCUACUUGCCGUUCAACAUCUUCCUCCUUAGGCCCUUGCACCGCCUGCUGCACUACAAACUUAUCCUGGAGCGAUUCUGCAAACACUACCCGCCCACUCACGAUGACUUCCGAGACUGCAGAGCGGCCCUGGCGGAUGUCUCAGAAGUGGUGCUGCAGCUCCACGGUUCCAUGAUGAAGAUGGAGAACUUCCAGAAGCUUGUGGAGCUGAAAAAAGAUCUGACCGGCAUCGACAACCUGGUCAUUCCCGGAAGGGAAUUUAUCCGUCUCGGUUGCCUCAGCAAACUGUCAGGGAAAGGCCUUCAGCAGAGAAUGUUUUUCCUGUUCAGUGAUUCUUUGGUGUACACCAGUCGAGGGAUGACUGCAUUGAACCAGUUCAAGGUUCAUGGCCAACUGCCCCUCUAUGGCAUGACGAUCAGAGAGAGUGAGGAGGAGUGGGGAGUCCCUCAUUGCUUCACCUUGUUUGGACAACGCCAGACUUUGGUCGUAGCAGCCAGCUGUCCUUCAGAGAUGGAGCGUUGGGUGGAGGACAUCAGGAUGGCCAUUGAUUUGGCUGAGCAGAGCAGCAGUUCUCACACUGACUUGCUCUCCACCAACCUCUCUGACAACAAAUUAUCAGAGGAUGGUGCCAUUGAGCAAGAGUCCGAAGAGGAGCUUUGCGGCUCACGCUCAUCAUUGGAGCGUCAAGGUCACCGUGGUAACACCACCGUGCAUGUGUGCUGGCAUCGCAACACCAGUGUGUCCAUGGUGGACUUUAGCAUUGCAGUGGAGAAUCAGCUGUCAGGAAACCUGCUGAGGAAGUUUAAGAACAGUAACGGCUGGCAGAAACUCUGGGUCGUCUUCACCAACUUCAACCUCUUCUUCUACAAAUCCCACCAGGACGACUACCCUCUGGCCAGUUUGCCUCUGCUGGGCUACUCUGUCACAGUCCCAUCUGAGUCGGAAAACAUCCACAAAGAUUAUGUCUUCAAGCUCCACUUUAAGUCGCAUGUCUACUACUUCAGAUCAGAGAGCGAGUACACAUUUGAAAGGUGGAUGGAGGUGAUCCGCAGCGCCACCUGCUCUUCCAGUCGUUCACUGUCGAGCAGCAGGAAGGAUCUUUAUUGAAAGCUCUGUCUCCGUCAGCUCCAGUCCUCACCGUGCACAAACGCCAGGAGAGAUGGAAUCGUCCUGCACACAGCAGGCACUCACAUCUACACAAGCUGACCUUUGGCACGCACCAGUCUGAGGUCACACAGGAGCUGCAGUACUUUUGGAUUUGAGGCAGUCUGUUAUAAUGCAACUUAAUAUUUUUUUUCUAAACCACACACCUUUACUGACAGUUUUUCCCUUCCAGACUGUUUCUGACCUUGUUUGUGCCAGCGAUGUUCGCAUGUGCACAGCCACAUACGUAGCUUUAAUACGGAGGAUAAAAUCCAGGCCGGCAUCAUGUCCUGUUUACAGGAAUGUGGUGACAGUUGCAAACAUGAAAAUGGAAACAUGGAAGUAUUUUUGGUACCGAAGCGUGUUUGUGCACCAUGUGCAAUUCCAGUUUGUGUUGUGUGGAUGAUUUGGAGGUUCCGAACUUAACCUUUCUGUGGAAUUGAAGCAGUUUGGGAAUCUCUGUCUGAAAAGUAUUCGGCCCCUUAAGAUGAUCAGAUUUGUCUGAAUUCUAAGCAGUGAAGCUUUUUUGUUAUUGUACACUGAAGUCAAAAUGUUUUUUUUUUUUUUCCUUUUGCACAAAAUAAAACCUGAAAUUUGUUC